GCAAGAAGUCCGAUAUCAGAAAGUUUUCCAUAGUGUUUGCACAGGGAGUGUAUCCGAACACUUUUUUUAUUUACUUUUUAAUCCGGUCGAACAGUUGUAUUUUCAUUCGAAGAAGAUCAUUCCCAUUUUAUUUGCAAGGUUAGAUCAAUUUUGAUUGAUUUGAUUGGAAAAUCCAUGUUGAUUCGUUGAUUAGGUAUAUUGAUAUGUCCAGUUACUCAUCGACUUCAUCUACAAUUCUGUCGUCAUCCAGGUCUCAGGGUAAAAGACAGUCUUUAGGCACUAUUGAGUCCAGCGUUACUAGAUUAUUGGUGUCAACUAAGCAUUUACUUGAAAGCUUGACCAGAUGGGCAAAACAAGAGGCAGAUGAUAAAUAUGUUUCCGAUGCCUAUGUGAAGUUGGGCAAUGAUUUCCGUGCAGCAACAAGGGCGUUCACUAAUGCAGGAGUAGAUAUAUCAGAUAUAGGGGAUGUACCUCAUGCUUUGAGAAUCAUAUUAGAAGCUGCAUUGAGUGAAGCUCCUAGUCAAGAGAACUUAGAUCGCUUUUUACCAAAUAUUAGAAAUAUCAUUGUCACUUUACUUCAAACUUUGAAAUCAAAACAAUUAAAAGCUAAAACCUUGUCUAUAGAUAAACUGCAAAGAGCAAAACAGUCAGAAGAGUCAAGCCGAUCCAGUUCAAGAGCAAAUUCCCAAUCUCAUACUCAUACUCAUUCUCACACUUCCUCUAAACAACUUUCAAAUCCUGAAGCUGUAAAUGAUAAACUUAGCCCCAGCCAAACUGCUACUGUAUCUAGACAAUCGUCUUCUCAUAACUCUCCCAAAAAACCUUACAUUCCUCAGGCUCCUCCCAUUGCCCCUUUUGAAUCGGAAGAUCCUGGCUCGGGUCCCAAUCUGCCUCGAAACUCUCCCUCCAAAAAAUUGGGCGUUGAGCUGAAUGAUGCUCUAGCUCAACUUCAAAAGGGUAACUUCUUACAAAGAAGAGCUUCUAAAAGAUUUAGUGCUUAUCAAUAUGCUAAACUUACAAAUUUCACUCCUCCAGGAAAUCUACCUAAAAUCUCUUCUGCCGAUUACUCUAGUUCUACCCCGAAUAAUAGUUUUGAUUCCAAAGAUUAUCCUCCAACUCCUACAAAGCCACCUUCAGCUGAAAAUAAUGCAGAACUUGUCCCUAUCUUUUUACAGAUCCAUGAUAGAACUAAAAAAGUUAAUAUAAAAUUACCAGUAAGCUUUGCAGCACUAAGAUUAUUAUUCGUUGAAAAAUUUGCUUAUUCCCCUCGUGGAACCUCAUUCCCUGAUAUUUAUAUAAAAGACCCUCAAUCGAAUGUUUCUUAUGAACUUGAAGAACAUCUCUUAGAAACUGAUGUGAAAUCAGGUUGUGUGUUAUGUUUAAAUGAAGAAGAUCCUCAAAAAUCAUCUAUAAGAGAAUUAGAGGAUAAAAUUAGUUCAUUAACUUCUAAAUUCGAUUCAUUGAACUCUAACUUAUUAUCAGAGGUCAAAGAUGCGAUUAAAACUAUCGAAAUCCCAACACCAGUUGUUUCGGCUCCUACUCCUGCUACAACUGCGCCUGCUAAUACUAAAGAACCAGUACCGGAGAAAAAAUCAACUAAAAGUAUAUCUCAACUCAGGGCCUUGAAUGACCUUCAACAUGAAUUGGGUGUUAUAAGACAAAUUCAAAGCUCAAAUAAAAACGAUUUGAAAAAUUCAUUUGAAGAAAUUUUUGAAAAAGUUAAGGAAGUCGAAAAUAGCGGUCUUCAAGCUUCUGAAUCUUCGAGUAGAGCUUACAUGAACAAAAGUAACCUCAAACUUUCUGAAGAUUCUGAUGCUUUGUUAACCAAGGUUGAUGACUUACAAGAUGUUAUGGAAGCAUUGAGAAAGGACGUUGCUCAAAGAGGUGUCCGUGUAGGUGAAAAACAAUUGAAACACACUCAUAAAGAAAUUGAGCACGCUAAAGAUUUGUUAAAAGACUUGUUUGAGUACAUUUCUAGUGGUAAGCCUAUCUGGAAAAAAAUUUGGGAAUCAGAAUUGGAUAAAGUAUGCGAAGAACAACAGUUUUUCAAUUUACAAGACGACUUAACUCAAGAUUUGCAAGAAGAUAUUAAAAAGAUUGAAGAAACUUUUGAUUUGAUAGAAAAGUGUUCAACAGAACAAAGUAAACAAGGGGCCUACAAGAGAAACAAAGUUGUCGCAAGGUUGCAUAUUCCAGAACCGGGUGAAAACCUUCAUGAUUUGAAAGAUGCCGUUUUAAAUGAAGUGGUAACUUUAAGACCUGAUCAUGCUAGUAGGCUCGAAGCGAUCGCAAAAGCCGAGAAGCUUAGAGAGAAAGAAAGAGAAAUGAUGCAAUUAACGAAAUUUCAAGAAGAACUUGGUGAUUUUGUUGGUGACUCUAGGCUCAAAAAAUCAGGAGGCAUAGAAGAACUCGAAAGAUUAAGAAAGGAAAGAGAUAACGAAAACUUGAAAAGUAUAUUUGGUGUAUUUUAAAUUCUAUAAAGUAUUUAGUAGGUCA
Molecule: messenger RNA, 2496 nt
Organism: Hyphopichia burtonii NRRL Y-1933
Lineage: Eukaryota; Fungi; Ascomycota; Pichiomycetes; Serinales; Debaryomycetaceae
Gene: BUD6
Product: Bud6p
Exons: 1
Coding region: 204-2471 (755 amino acids)
Biological process (GO): establishment of cell polarity
Cellular component (GO): cytoplasm; cell tip
Molecular function (GO): cytoskeletal regulatory protein binding
Source: RefSeq, a predicted model, not a curated record